Molecule: messenger RNA, 10054 nt
Organism: Lynx canadensis (Canada lynx)
Lineage: Eukaryota; Metazoa; Chordata; Mammalia; Carnivora; Felidae
Gene: KIF13B
Product: kinesin family member 13B
Biological process (GO): regulation of protein localization; microtubule-based movement
Cellular component (GO): adherens junction
Molecular function (GO): ATP binding; microtubule binding; microtubule motor activity
Source: RefSeq, a predicted model, not a curated record
CCCGAAGAGUUGCCCGGUGGCCGAGGCAGACGGAAGCCGAGGGAGAGUCUCGGCAGCAGCAGGAUGGGGGAUUCCAAAGUGAAAGUGGCUGUGCGGAUCCGGCCCAUGAACCGGAGAGAAAUUGACUUGCAUGCCAAAUGUGUGGUGGAUGUAGAUGCAAACAAGGUUAUUCUUAGCCCUGUAAAUACUAAUCUUUCCAAAGGAGAUGCCCGAAGCCAGCCAAAGGUGUUUGCAUAUGAUCAUUGUUUCUGGUCCAUGGAUGAAUCAGUCAGAGAAAAAUAUGCAGGUCAAGAUGAUGUUUUCAAGUGCCUUGGGGAGAAUAUCCUUCAGAAUGCGUUUGAUGGUUACAAUGCAUGUAUCUUUGCCUAUGGACAGACUGGAUCUGGAAAAUCUUAUACCAUGAUGGGCACAGCCGACCAACCUGGAUUAAUUCCAAGACUUUGCAGUGGACUCUUUGAACGAACUCAGAAAGAGGAAAAUGAAGAGCAGAGUUUUAAAGUAGAAGUGUCCUAUAUGGAAAUUUAUAAUGAAAAAGUUAGAGACCUUCUUGAUCCCAAAGGAAGUCGUCAAACGUUAAAAGUCAGAGAGCACAGUGUGUUGGGACCCUAUGUCGAUGGACUUUCUAAACUGGCUGUCACAAGCUACAAGGAUAUUGAGUCUUUGAUGUCUGAGGGUAACAAGUCUCGUACAGUUGCUGCCACGAACAUGAAUGAGGAGAGCAGUCGAUCCCAUGCAGUCUUCAAAAUCACCCUUACCCAUACUUUAUAUGAUGUGAAGUCUGGGACAUCUGGAGAGAAAGUGGGCAAACUGAGCUUGGUUGACUUAGCUGGCAGCGAGCGGGCAACGAAAACUGGAGCCGCAGGGGACAGGUUGAAGGAGGGGAGCAACAUCAACAAGUCCCUCACGACCCUCGGUCUCGUUAUCUCAGCCCUAGCAGAUCAGAGUGCUGGCAAAAACAAGAAUAAAUUUGUUCCAUAUCGUGACUCAGUUCUCACUUGGCUGCUCAAAGACAGUCUUGGGGGUAACAGCAAGACAGCCAUGGUGGCCACUGUUAGUCCAGCCGCUGAUAACUAUGAUGAAACCCUUUCAACUCUGCGGUAUGCAGACCGCGCCAAGCACAUCGUGAACCAUGCUGUGGUGAAUGAGGAUCCUAAUGCACGAAUUAUCCGGGAUCUCCGGGAAGAAGUAGAAAAGCUCCGAGAACAGCUAACUAAAGCAGAGGCAAUGAAAUCUCCAGAGCUAAAAGACCGGCUAGAAGAAUCAGAGAAGCUAAUCCAGGAAAUGACUGUGACCUGGGAGGAGAAAUUAAGGAAAACCGAGGAGAUUGCACAGGAGCGACAGAAGCAACUUGAGAGUCUUGGAAUAUCUCUUCAAUCUUCUGGGAUUAAAGUUGGGGAUGAUAAAUGCUUCCUUGUUAAUCUGAAUGCUGAUCCUGCUCUGAAUGAACUUCUGGUUUACUAUUUAAAGGAACAUACAUUGAUAGGGUCAGCAAAUUCCCAAGAUAUCCAGCUAUGUGGAAUGGGAAUUCUUCCUGAACAUUGUAUUAUAGACAUCACAUCAGAAGGCCAGGUUAUGCUGACUCCUCAGAAGAACACCAGAACAUUUGUAAAUGGCUCUUCUGUAUCUAGUCCUAUACAGCUACACCAUGGGGACAGGAUAUUAUGGGGAAACAACCACUUCUUCAGACUGAAUUUGCCUAAAAAGAAGAAGAAAGCAGAUAGAGAGGAUGAGGAACAAGACAGCUCCAUGAAGAAUGAUACCAGUUCUGAGCAACUGGAUGUAGACGGAGACUCCUCCAGUGAGGUGUCCAGUGAAAUCAACUUCAAUUAUGAGUAUGCACAGAUGGAGGUUACCAUGAAGGCUCUGGGUAAUAAUGAUCCAAUGCAGUCCAUAUUGAACAGCCUAGAACAACAGCAUGAAGAAGAGAAACGAUCUGCAUUAGAGCGCCAGAGGCUUAUGUAUGAACAUGAAUUGGAGCAGCUACGAAGAAGGCUGUCUCCUGAGAAGCAAAACUGCCGUAGCGGGGACAGGUUUUCUUUCCACUCACCCAGUGCUCAACAGCGACUGAGACAGUGGGCUGAAGAGAGAGAAGCAACACUGAAUAACAGCCUGAUGAGGCUAAGGGAACAAAUUGUCAAAGCCAAUCUGUUGGUGAGAGAAGCUAGUUACAUUGCAGAGGAACUGGAUAAAAGAACAGAGUAUAAAGUAACCCUGCAGAUUCCAGCCUCCAGCCUGGAUGCCAACAGGAAGCGAGGCUCUCUUCUUAGUGAGCCUGCAAUCCAGGUGAGAAGAAAAGGAAAAGGAAAACAGAUUUGGUCUUUAGAAAAACUGGACAACAGAUUGCUGGAUAUGAGAGACCUUUAUCAGGAGUGGAAGGAGUGUGAAGAAGAUACUCCAGUCAUACGGUCCUACUUCAAGCGUGCUGAUCCAUUCUAUGACGAACAGGAAAAUCACAGUCUCAUUGGGGUGGCGAAUGUCUUCCUCGAGUCCCUCUUCUAUGAUGUGAAGUUACAGUAUGCUGUUCCAAUUGUCAACCAGAAAGGAGAGGUGGCAGGUCGGCUGCAUGUAGAGGUGAUGCGAAUCAGUGGUGACAUUGGGGAAAGGAUUGCUGGAGGUGAUGACACCACAGAUCUCUCCUGUGAUAAGGAAAUCCAGGAGAAUAGACUUGUGUGCAUGGUUAAAAUACUUCAAGCCACUGGCUUGCCACAGCAUCUGUCCCACUUUGUGUUCUGCAAAUACAACUUCUGGGACCAACAGGAGCCAGUAAUUGUUGCACCUGAAGUUGAUACCUCCUCCUCCUCUCCUGUCAGCAAGGAGCCUCAAUGCAUGGUUGUCUUUGAUCACUGCAAUGAGUUUUCUGUUAACAUUACUGAAGACUUCAUUGAGCAUCUUUCAGAAGGGGCAUUGGCAAUUGAAGUAUAUGGCCAUAAGAUGAAUGAUCCUCGGAAAAACCCAGCCCUGUGGGAUUUAGGGAUUAUCCAAGCAAAAACACGUAGUCUUCGGGACAGAUGGAGUGAAGUCACCAGAAAAGUGGAAUUCUGGGUCCAAAUCUUGGAACAGAAUGAGAAUGGUGAAUACUGCCCUGUAGAAGUAAUUUCUGCAAAGGAUGUGCCAACAGGAGGAAUCUUUCAACUCCGGCAGGGACAGUCUCGGCGAGUUCAAGUGGAAGUGAAGUCUGUGCAGGAAUCUGGGACUUUACCACUGAUGGAAGAAUGUAUAUUGUCUGUUGGCAUUGGAUGUGUAAAAGUUAGAACACUCAGAUCCCCCAAGACUCUUGAGACCUUUCAUGAGGAAGAGGAGGACAUGGACAGCUACCAGGAUCGGGAUUUAGAGAGACUGCGUAGAAAAUGGCUAAAUGCAUUAACAAAACGUCAGGAGUACUUAGAUCAACAACUGCAAAAGCUUGUCAGUAAACAUGAUAAAACAGAGGAUGAUGCCGACCGUGAAGCUCAACUUCUAGAGAUGAGACUGACCUUGACCGAGGAGCGGAAUGCAGUAAUGGUCCCCUCUGCCGGCAGUGGCAUUCCAGGGGCCCCAGCAGAAUGGACCCCAGUUCCUGGGAUGGAAACACACAUUCCUGUUAUAUUCCUUGACUUAAAUGCUGAUGAUUUCAGCUCCCAGGAUAAUCUUGAUGACCCAGAAGCUGGUGGAUGGGAUGCUACCCUCACUGGAGAAGAAGAGGAUGAGUUCUUUGAACUGCAGAUUGUAAAACAGCAUGAUGGAGAGGUGAGAGCAGAAGCCUCUUGGGACUCUGCAGUGCACAGCUGUCCUCAGCUCAGUAAAGGCACCCCUGCGGAUGAGCGAGUGUAUCUGAUUGUGCGGGUGACAGUCCAGCUCAGCCAUCCAGCUGACAUGCAGUUAGUGUUACGGAAACGAAUUUGUGUCAAUGUUCAUGGCCGGCAGGGUUUUGCUCAGAGUCUCCUAAAAAAGAUGUCACAUCGAAGUUCUAUUCCUGGCUGUGGAGUGACUUUUGAGAUUGUCUCCAAUAUUCCAGAGGAUGCCCAGGGAGUAGAGGAACGAGAAACAUUAGCAAGAAUGGCAGCUAAUGUUGAAAACACCGCUUCUGCUGACUCAGAGGCUUAUAUUGAAAAAUACCUCAGAAGUGUGCUGGCUGUGGAGAACCUUCUCACUUUGGAUCGUCUUCGCCAGGAAGUUACAGUGAAGGAACAGUUGACAGGAAAGGGGAAACUGAGUAGGAGGAGUAUUAGCUCUCCAAAUGUGAACAGAUUGUCUGGCAGCCGACAAGACCUUAUUCCAUUCUACAGUCUAGGCAGCAACAAGGGCCGGUGGGAAAGUCAACAGGAUGUAUCCCAAACUGCAGUUUCCAGAGGGAUAGCUCCUGUUGCCCCAUCUCUCCCAGACCGUCACCAUAAUAACCAUUCUCCCGACCCAGGAUUUAGUAGCCUAGCAGCCUCCUACUUGAAUCCAGUAAAAUCCUUUGUGCCGCAGAUGCCAAAGCUCUUGAAGUCGCUCUUCCCUGUCCGUGAUGAGAAAAGGGGCAAGCAGCCGUCUCCCCUCGUACAUCAGGUAAAAGCAUCAGGAAAACAAUGCCCGUGCCCCGGAAUCAUGGUGCAGUCUGCCUUCCCGGACGUGGGGACGCCCAGAAUGGUGGAGGCUUACCGAGAGAGCGUGGGGAUUAGUGCGGCUCCUGAUGUGACUGUGCAGAUGGCCCCCGUGAAGAUGUGUGACAGACCCACGAAAGCACCUCCCCAGCAGUCCGUCACUGCCAACACCCAGGCCCCCGAAGUUCAGGAAGGGCCGCCCAGCCCCCUGAGUGAGGCCUCCAGUGGGUACUUUUCCCACAGCGUCUCCACCGCGACACUGUCCGAUGCAUGGUCCCUAGCCUUGAUGCUGCGGCUGCAGUGGGGGGCCAGACGCCUGGCUCGCCCCCUCCUGCCCUCUGGCCCGGCCACCCCGGACACGGAGCUCCCAUUUCCAUCUGCUGCUCCCACUGCAGACAGUGAUCUUCCUGCCCGGUUGGAGGGUCAGCGCAAGCCUUCUACCUCCUGUCCAAUCACCUGCUCUGGCGUCUCCAUUCAGAUCCAGAAGGUGCGAACCUCGGAGCUGAAGUCGUUCUCGCGCAUGCUGGGCGGGGACUCCAGCUGCCCCUCUGGUGCUGAGGAGGACCUGCCGGCCUCUGGGGGGCCGAGUGACAGCAGUGCUGGGACACAGGCCCUGGGAAAGCUGGAGGUUUCCUCAGAUUCUGAAGAAGCCAGCGAAGUCCCAGAGUGGCAAGAGGGAGAAUGUGUCACCGUGGGCACCAACAAGAUAGGCAUUGUGAGGUACAUCGGGCCAACUGACUUUCAAGAGGGAACGUGGAUCGGAGUAGAGUUACACUCACCUUCAGGUAAGAAUGACGGCUCCAUCGGAGGGAAGCAGUACUUCAAGUGCAACCCUGGCCACGGGCUGCUGGUGAGGCCGAGCCGGGUGCGCAGAGCAACGGGCGCAGGGCAGCGGCGCAGCGCGGGGCCCAGGCUGCAGGGCGCCCCUGAGCCCCGAAGGAGCAGCACCCUCUCUGGCUCCGCCACCAACCUGGCCUCCCUGACGGCGGCUCUGGCCAAGGCAGAGGGCGCCACAGCGCUGAGGGCCGACAGGAGCCAUAAGAACCCGGAGAACCGAAAGUCCUGGGCAGCUAAGCCGGCUCCCCGGCCCUCCUCCCUCAUGGUCCUCCUGGGCUGCUGGCCUGCUUCCCUGGCCAGUGCUGCCGGAGGGCGUGGCUCCCGAGCCUUGCCGGUGACGGCCCUGGGGUGGGCAGUGACACCUCAGACCCCCUUCCCUGGGGAGCAGGCAGUGAACUCUUUUUGCACAACACAGGGCUCGUGACCUUUCCCUGCUCCUCCCGGGACUCUGGAAGCUUCAUUUCUUCCUCUGCUCAGAGAAGAGGCAUCUCCACAAGGCAGAGGGGUUGAAGGUUCUAGGAGCCUGGAGCAGUCCUGGAUGGUGGGAGCCAGGCCCCUGCCUGGAGAUUUCCUGGGGCUGUUGUUCCUCUUUUCUGUUCUAAUGACCCCACUAACCUCGUAACCAACCUCGUAACCAGUGCCUUUCUUUCCCAGAGGCAGGGCAUCCUCCCUCUGCCUCCAGGGCCAGCGCCCCAGCCGACCUGCCAUGGUUCUGGCUUGCUCCCCAGGCUCACUGCAUCCUCUGGCCCCCCAGAGACCCAACACCAAGUAACAGACUCCCACAAGUGCCUCUGGUGGGACUUUUGGCACAAGGUCCUGGGCGCCACAGCAACGGGCACUGGGCCUGACCCUCCCACCUUUCCCUCCUCCUUUCCGCAGGGUUUUGUACCGGUUUCUUUGUGGGCAUGUUAGUGUCAUUAUACCUGGAAAGCGUUUUCUCUUUGCCAUUUGUUCCCUUAACAGAGUGCUUGGAAUAUAUUUAUUUAUAUUUAUUUUUUCAAAAUCCGAAAUCUUUCGCGAGCCACAAUCAUCUGCCCAGGCAUGAGUGCCCCGGGCCUGCCUUGCACAUCACCAGCCUCUGAGGCUGCUCAGCAGCUGCCAGCCUCCUGCCUCUGGCAGGGGUUCCCAGGGGACAGAGGGUGAUGCCCCUCCUUACGUUAUCAUUGACACAGACGCACAAGUGGCCUUACUCCAAGAGAGCAAAAACUUGGAGGAUUAUGUUAUGGUGCAUCUGCAAUGGCAAAGUCAGCAGAGGUGUCACGACCCUAUUUGGUGCAAUUUUGUUUUCUUGGAAGGGCCUGAGACCAGUUUAACUUCUUGGCAGUUCUAUACCCUGAUGACUCCCUAAGGCUGGGGGCUGUGGCCUAGCAGGUGGGCCUGUGCAAGGAGAGCUCCCCACUGUCCCUACCAGUCCAGACCUGGACAGCAGGAGACCCUCCACAAGCAUUGCCCAGCUCUCGCAGGACACUUCCUGGAACCCUUCCCCCGCCAGGCUGGUUGGGAGUUGGAACGGAGUCUGCAGAAGUGAGAAGAGGGCUGGUGCCUCUGGACCAGGGGGUGGCGUGUGGCCUCCGGUGGGGAGUGCCAGGUGGGAUGGAACCUCCAUGGGAGAGCUAGUGCUUCUGGAACUUUCCACGGGAGUAGCCCAGGGACCUAGUGCCCAGCAUUCGGUUACCUGCCAUGUAUGUCCUCACAAGGGAGCAGGAGCCUAGGGGGACAUCCUGGCAGCCCGGGACAAACCCUGGGUCAGGAUUUGUGCACGGCACUGGGAGGCCUGUUUUUAGUUCUCACAUUUAGACUCUUAGAAACGAUGCCCAGGAAGCCCUUUUUGAAAAAUCUCUGUUCCGUAGGGAUUUGAAGCCCCUACGGAGAAGUCAUGUCAGGUUCCAUGCCCCAGAGUGGGGCUGUGUGGGGGCCCACUGUACCUGAGGGUUUGCAGCUGCCGCAGGCCCGAAUCCCUGUUGGGGAGGAGCCCGGGAUUAAUUAGCUUCCAUUAAUACACGGGGCGCCGCCUGCCGCCCACCCACCGCUUUGGGGCCCAGCUUCCUAACAGCCAGCUGUGUGCCAGGUGAGAGCUGCCCCUCCCCCCACCCCGUGUGCCCUAGUCCUCACACUCCUCACUCUGGGCUGGGCCCCCGUGACUCGAGCUGCCACAGGAGACGGGCCCAGAGCUGAAGGGCACACCCCUCGUGUAGCUUUAUCUCAGCAAAUGUUCAGUUUCUGCUAACCUCCUUCCCAGCGCAGAAGUCCUCCACAAAUCUGUGUUCAGGUAGGACUUUGCGGACACCAGCGUCAGUGUGGUCCGUUGAUGAACGAACUGGCACCACCCCUUCCUCUGAGGGGAGCAGCGAUGCUCUCACAGCCUCCGACGACCUGCCUGUGGCAGACGUCGGCACGCUCCGGCUCACUGGGGAAAACAAAUGGAAGGUCAUUUGGCCGUUUAUGAUCCUUAUUUACCUGGCAAGUACUUGCCGGAGCCCAGCCCUGCGCGUGCCUUCAGCAGCCUUCCGCAGAACUGUGUCGGGAAGGCCAGUCGGGAGAUGGGUGUCAUGCUCUGUCUCUGUCACUUGGUUUGGUUGACAUGGAGUGGACUGCAGUGGAAUUAUGGACCUGAGCGGGGUCAUAUCAGCUGGAGCUUGCAGGAGCUGUGGAAGAGACCAGCCUGGGGUGUAAGGAGGUUUCGGGACCACCUUCUCUUUCUCCCAAGGUCCCCUCUGCAGCCAGCAUGGCCUCCCUCCGUCCCCUGGGCCUGCUUUUCCAACAUUCCCAGUUUCCUCUGCCUGAGAUUCCCCACCACCCAUCCCGUUCCUUGCAGGUCUGCCUCCCAGGGGAGCAGCGUUGCCCCAGCCGUGGCUUCCCCUGGGUCUUGUGCGGAAGCAGCUGACAGUGUGAGCAGCUGAGCAGAGAGCCUGCCGGGACGUCUGGCUGCCAACGGGGGUGGGAGGGCUGUCAUUGGUCUCGGGAGGAAGGCAAUUACUGUGGCUGCUGUCUGGUAUGCAGCUCUCGCUGCUCUGGAGCACGUUUUGGGCCCCGCCCUGCAGGGUGUGAGAGAGGAGACGUCUGUGCCACUGGUGUCGUUGGCGAGCUGCCACUGUGGCUGGAGAGUCAACAGUGGGCCCUGCCCCAGGACCGGGAGAGGCUGGUCUGGCUGUCCUGACUCAGCUCUGGCCCCACAGGCACCUUGAGAGCCACGAGGCCUGUGUGGCUCGUCAUAGGGACAGGGUUUGCAGUCCCAACCCUCCCUAUCUUCUUGCUUCACAACCGGCGCGUCCCUUCAAGGUCCGGGUGUCCGCUGGGUUAAGCAGGGUGCAGGCGUCACUCCGUUGCAGUCAGCUGUCUUCCUGGGCAGCUCGGGGCAGCCCUCCUCCUCCAGGGGAUAAGCAGUGCGAGUCUGAGGGAGGCCUCCCUGCUCUGGUCUGCGGCCUUCACUCUCGCUCCUCGGUGCAAACUCAUGUUAACCUGUUACUAGAAAAGCAGUGGCGUGCGGAAGACGUGCUCACUAAAGCCAUAGCCCAGGCAGUCCCUAUGGCCCAGCGUUUAUUGGGCCAAAGGUGCGGUCUUGCCGGGGGCAUGGCCAUGGGAGGUGGAGGGAGGGGCUCCAUCGCACCCACCUUCUGUUCUCACCUUACUAAUAGGCCUGGUUUUAAAUGAAGUGUCAGCACUAAGAUUUGAGAUGUGGUUCCAGCAGGUCCCAGGCUCUGGGAUUGGGUGUGACAGCAGGAGGGGAUGGGCCACCUGGAUGCUGGGGCCACCCCCAACGGCCCCAGACAGCACCAGGAUGUGUCAGAGGCCAGGCGGGGGAUCCUCCUGGGCUUCUGCCUCCCUUUCUGCACAUGUACAAUCUCCACUGGCCGUCACCCCCGGGGCACUGCAGUGGCGGUGGGGCGGAGGGGGGGUGGUUGGCCAUAGGGGGCAGCCGUCCAAAAUCCCAGCCUGGCCAGAGGGCACAGGAGAGUGAGAGAGCACGGCCGGUGCAUGUGGCUGGGUCAGCCACAAAGGGCCUUGUGCAUUUAGUGAGAGAUUUUGAGCUUCCAUUGAGCUGUGAAUGGGACCUUGAAGAGUUUGAAAGGCUUAAACGGUGUUUAAAUCCCUCAUUACUUUCUUAUGUUUUCUCAUCUUGGCUUAACGUUCCCUGUAUGUGAAACCCACAAGAAGUUCAAGGGUAGUUAUUUUCCUGGCUGAGAUUAGCUCCACUUGCUUGAGGUUGGCCUUGUAGGCCUGCGUCUGGACAGGAGUGCAGCUACCUGUCUGUCGUGCCUUUUUACCCUGGGGAUGGUGGGUGGGUGCAGCCUGUCUGCAGCCUAAAACACUGGCUCAACCGUCCCCACACAUGUCUUUCUCUCAGAGAAGUCCAUUGUGCCUUCAGCCAGGCUGCUGACACUAAUUUUGUGGGGGGUCUUGGAGGGUCUUCUCCACGUGUGGAGUUCUGUAAAUACGACAGGUUCACGUAUAAAGAAAUGAUUUUGAUUGGGCGACUAUAUUGAUUUGCUGCACAUGAAGUGGGAGUUUAAAAAAUCCAAAGACUUUGUAAUGAAUUGUAAAGACUUAAUGAUUUGUAUUAUAUAAUGAACUAAAGGUCUGUACUUUUGUACCAUAUAUGCCUUUCUGUCGUAUGACCAGCAGCCUCUAAAUAAAACCAGAUGAUUUCAUGCCUA